AUGGUGCGCAUAAGUCCAGUUGCGAGACAUCAACGUGCAUCAGACAUUUACACUGACCGCGGAGAGUAUAAGCGUGGGUACAAACGCUUCACGGAGAUGUCUGAUGACAUCCUCAGACGUGAGGGCUUGCAACGUUCGUGGAUACCUCGUACAGUUAGCGAUCAUCCAUCUAAUAGUGUGGAGCGUGCCGAGCGCGCGAUAAAACUUGGCUUGACAGGAGAUCAUAAGCUGUUUGCUGAUGCAGCAGCUGAGAGAAUCCGUCGAGCUCAGGCUUAG
Molecule: messenger RNA, 276 nt
Organism: Sclerotinia sclerotiorum 1980 UF-70
Lineage: Eukaryota; Fungi; Ascomycota; Leotiomycetes; Helotiales; Sclerotiniaceae
Exons: 1
Coding region: 1-276 (91 amino acids)
Source: RefSeq, a predicted model, not a curated record